Messenger RNA from Ostreococcus tauri, 849 nucleotides. RefSeq names its product FMN-binding split barrel. Bases 1 to 849 code for a protein of 282 amino acids. The transcript has a single exon. The record is from RefSeq and is a predicted model, not a curated record. Lineage: Eukaryota; Viridiplantae; Chlorophyta; Mamiellophyceae; Mamiellales; Bathycoccaceae.
AUGACGUACGUUCGCGCGAACGCUUCGGCGAACGGUUCGGCGAACGCGGACGACGGGAGCGUAGAUUUCAUUCAGAUUUUGAUGAAUCAUCAAAAAAGUGUCGCUCGACCGUCGCUCGCGAGCGACGCGCGCACGCUCGUGCAAGUGAACUCCACGGCGUCGUUGUCGACGAUUGGGAACUCAAAGGCGGGGGCACUGAGUGGGUUCCCGUGUGGAUCGAUCGCGGCGUACGCGAGCGACGCGCGUGGGCGGCCGACGCUUGCGCUGAGCUCGAUGUCGCAACACGCGAGAGAUUUGAUGGAGGACUCUCGGUGCACUGUGACCGUGCAGGAGAGUGGAUUCGAUAGCGUGGCGGACGGGAGGGUAUCGCUGAGCGGGAUGUUGACGCUGGUGCCGGAUGAACGCGUCGCGGAGACGCGCGCGGCGUACUUGAAGCGACAUCCGGGGGCGUACUGGGUUGAUUUUGGAGAUUUCGCCUGGUACGAGAUGAGUGAGAUCGUGGCGUGUCGAAUCGUCGGUGGAUUCGCGCGCGCGGCGAGCGUAAGUCCGGCCGAGUACGACGCGGCAACGUGUGAUCCAGUGAAUGCGUUCUCGGCGCCGGUGUGUGGGCACAUGAACGCGGACCACGCGGACUCCUUGAGGGCGAUGGCGAAACACUACGUCGGCAUCGACGCGGACUCGAUCGAGAUGCGAUCGAUCGACAGGCUUGGGAUGAACUGCAGAGUGACGAAGGACGGCGAGCGAUACGAUUUACGCCUACCCUUUGAGUCCCCGGCGGAGGACCGCAAAUCCGUCAAGGACCAAAUCGUCUUGAUGACCAAGGCAGCCGCGAGCGCCGGAGCGGCUUAA